AUGGCACCAAAAGCAGCCGAGAAGAAGCCUAGUACUGGUGGAAAGGCGCCAGCCGGCGGUAAAGCACCUGCUGAAAAGAAGGAGGCCGGCAAGAAGACUGCUGCUUCCGGUGAGAAGAAGAAGCGUACCAAGGCUAGAAAGGAAACCUAUUCUUCUUAUAUCUACAAAGUGCUUAAGCAAGUCCACCCUGAUACCGGAAUAUCUAACCGUGCGAUGUCAAUCUUAAACUCUUUCGUCAAUGAUAUCUUUGAACGUGUUGCUACCGAGGCGUCGAAGCUUGCUGCCUACAAUAAGAAAUCAACAAUCUCUUCCCGAGAAAUCCAAACCUCGGUCCGCCUCAUUCUGCCUGGUGAACUUGCGAAACAUGCUGUUUCCGAAGGCACCAAAGCUGUAACGAAAUAUUCUUCUUCUGCGAAAUAA
Uncinocarpus reesii 1704 is the source of this 420-nucleotide messenger RNA. Its product is annotated as histone H2B. Gene Ontology annotation, biological process: nucleosome assembly. Gene Ontology annotation, molecular function: DNA binding; protein heterodimerization activity; structural constituent of chromatin. The record is from RefSeq and is a predicted model, not a curated record. The coding region runs from base 1 to 420 and encodes 139 amino acids. The transcript has 4 exons. NCBI's taxonomy places the organism in Eukaryota, Fungi, Ascomycota, Eurotiomycetes, Onygenales, Onygenaceae. Gene Ontology annotation, cellular component: nucleosome.